GGUAACAACGAGAAAAAAUGAAAAACCAGCAGAAACUUCAGAUGCAACACCAGGGAAGGGGCAGUCCAGCUCUGGUGAUGUUUCAACCCGACCAGAACUACACAAAAAACCAUCCGAAGAACAGCCAUCAUCAACAGCACCACAAGCACCAGCACCUGCAGCAGCGGCACAAAUAAAAAACGAAAGCACCACAUCUGCAGAUGUCGUUUCAGGGCAACAGAUAAAAGAAGAAUCUCAACACGACAUGCAAUCAGAAGGUACUUCAGGGAAAGAAGAAAACGUCCCCACCACAGUCACCAAAAAAGACGGACCAACAGAAAGUAACGCCGAAUCAACUCCAACAACACCCUCAGCUUCCAAAGAUGCCAUUACAAAUGACGAUGAGAAAAGCAAUGAAGAAGAGAUUCCGAAACAUGAUCAAACACCUGAUGGUGAGACGAUGAACGAAGCCUCACAAGUUGGAAAUAACGAAGGAAAUACAACGAAAACACAAACUGUCGAAGCCGCAGCUAUAACAAAUAAUACUGCGAAGACUGGCGAAAGCGACAGCAGCACCGCGGCCUCCCACACCACCUCCCCUCUUUUGCUUCUUCUUGUUGUUGCGUGUGCGGCUGCUGCUGCGGUGGUGGCUGCGUGA
Trypanosoma cruzi is the source of this 637-nucleotide messenger RNA. Its product is annotated as mucin-associated surface protein (MASP), putative. Lineage: Eukaryota; Euglenozoa; Kinetoplastea; Trypanosomatida; Trypanosomatidae. The record is from RefSeq and is a predicted model, not a curated record. The transcript has a single exon. The annotation marks the transcript as partial.